Messenger RNA from Mesorhabditis spiculigera, 2856 nucleotides. Lineage: Eukaryota; Metazoa; Nematoda; Chromadorea; Rhabditida; Rhabditidae. The record is from the annotation of a GenBank genome assembly.
AUGUGGCUCGACUGGUGGGGCCCACCAAUAUUACUGUUAUUAUAUCUAUGCCCCACCCAAUCCCAACCGGUUGCUCAAUUUGGAAUGUGCCAAGCCAGAUGUCUUAAAGAGUAUGCAAACAAGAAAGACCGGCGAUUAAACAAUGGCGAUGUUGUUUUGAAUGAGCUGGAUAUUGCGAACAAUACCCAAUUUAGCCUGUGCAAACUAGGCUGCUCGGUUUCCGGCUUCUCUGAGCUCGACCUCCCAGCUUUCUUGGUUGGCCAGAGCACAGCCAAAGAAUUAUCUACAAAAACUGAAGAUGUUAUUCCGUUGAACGUCGUGACAAGGCUGCAAAUGUUGUGCGCCGACUAUGUGGCCUUGAAUCGGUCAAUCAACGGCCAGCUGUUGCUACAAUACAACAACGUGUCCAACGACUACUUUGUCCAUUUUGUCGAGGCCUUUUACCGGAGUGGCGAUGGGAGCAAGGCGGAGAAAAUGUUUUGGAGUACUUAUGGCUAUUCCAAAUCGAUCGACGCCAACCUCGUCCUCCCCGCCGACCUAACAGCUAUCCAAUUCCGAGUGACAACCUUCAGCACAAAAGGCGUCAUGGGCAACACAAUCCGUGGCCCAUGGUUCCCAGGCCCGAUCCUCGAACAAACAUCCACGGUUCAACUCUCAACCAGUGUGAAAAAUCAGAUGUGGAGUGAAGAGCAAGCCGCUGUCGAGCUUCACUUUGCUGCCCCAGCCGGAAGCAUUCCGGCCUGCUCGUUGACCCUGGCAUAUGAUGCUUCUGUGGACGAUCUACAAAUACCAUUUGUUUUGGAUCGUUCAAGCGGCUAUCUAGUCGAUAGCCUCCUCUUUGAGCAUGACUAUCGCGUCCAAAUUCGAGCUACCUCCCGAUUCGUCAGGGAUCAAGAUGGAGCUGAAGAGACUUUAGUUAGAACUUCCUCUUGCCGGAAGUUAGCUAAAGAUCCCAGCAUGUGUGCCCCUUCACCAGCCGAAAAUAUCCAAUGGGGUUGGGUGGGGCAAGAUGCCAUUGUCCUGAACUGGACGUUACCCAAUGAGCAAGAGACACAAGUCUUCCAUCGUGGUGUUCAUUUCUCAAUCUCAAUGCGGACUAUCCCUACUUCUGGCCCACAAUGCCCGGAAGUGCCGGAACAGAAACGGAGCGUGACUGGGACCCACCGUUCCGUGCAGCUCUACCCUAGCGAUGGAACCUGCAACUACGAAAUUGAAGUUGUUGUGGUCGACACUAGAAACCGGAGAUCGACACCGACCAAAGUGCAAAUAUAUCGUUACGAAAAAGCGAGCAGUUUGAUUAUUGGGGCGGCAGCUAGAGAUUGGGCACAGAUCGGAAUGUUAUUUGUGAUGCUGACCGUUGUUCUCAUCUCGGUGGCGGCAGCCGUGACCGUGUGUGUCCGCUCGAGGCGAUUAUCAAUAAUGCAGAAGGAUUUGGGGAAGGCCCUUCGUCAGAGUGUUGUUACAGGAACUAUUUGCACAAAUGACUCCGGAAGUGAGCAGUGGUGCCAAAUUAACGGAAAGCAAGUGGUCGGGCUUCGUUCCGGAUAUCUCGAUUCUGAUGAAGAAAGUCAGAAAGCUAUUCAAGCCGACCUGAACCGAAAACAUUUCUCCGCAACACUACCAAGACCACCCAAUAUGGAACCACCCCAGAUACACUAUGUGAGCUCAUUCCGUGGGGUCCAUUCGUUGCGAAGGCCGAACCGGCAAAAUUUUUCGGCUUUACCUCAAAACGGAGCGCCCGCAUACGCAAGUGAUGUCAGUAGAUUGGCAGAUCAAGAUGGUUAUACUAGAUUUUAUAACCAGAAUCUCAUUUCUCCGGAAUCGAUGAAAUAUGCAAGUCUGCCUAUAAUGGACGCGGUUCUGCCAGCAACCAUCAGAAUACCUUCACAUCAAAUUGACAUGGUGGAAUACCUUGGAAGCGGAAAAUUCUCGCUAAAAUCGCUGGUGGCAGUACGACAAGAAAGGGACUAUGUGCGAGUGCUACAAAAACAAGCGAUUGGUGGCGAUCAUCUCCGAAGCAGCGAAGUGGCGAUCAGAAGAGAAUUGAGAGCGGCACAAGCCAUGAAUUCAAAUCCAUCACAUUCGAUUCCAUCUAUUCUCGGAUUUUUGGGCGUAGUGGUCGAUCCAGCCGCAGAAGCGGAAUUGGUAUCCGGAUUAUUGUUUGAACAUUGCCAAGGCGGUGAUUUCCUUUCCUAUCUGCAUGUCGUCAACAGCGCCUUGUCACAAGCCAACCAAUCAAAUCCCAAUAACAUCUACGAAGAUGUCUAUUGCAUCGAGCAAAAGAAUAUGGCUGUUUUCCUUAGUCAAUGCUGUCAAGAUGUAGUCAGCGGAGUGAAAUAUAUUUCCGAAUGCGGGUUCCUACAUCGUGACAUCGGGGCUCAUUCUAUUUAUCUACAUCUGCCGUGGCAGGACGCUUUUAUGCAACCGCAUGGGCAAAGGGCGAAAAUCGCAAGUUUUGAACUAUGCGAGCCUGUCCGUCUUGGUACUAUUGACGAUGAUGGCGAAGGUCUAAAUAUCGAUCGUUUACCCCCAGAGACUCACGACGAUGGCAUCUACACUAAGGAGAGCGAUCUCUGGCAACUCGGCGAGUUCCUGUAUGAAGUCUGCACUUUGGGGCGGCCAGCUGCGUUACAGACGAAUUUGCGGGAAGGCCGUGAGGAACGGGUGCAACGGGAAAUCAAGCGCAUGCAUUCUGGCGCGAAAGACAUCGAUGUUAUGCUUGCCGAACCAAUGCGCCCAUUAAUAACCGAAUGUCUAAAUGUUGGGAUGGCAAAGCGACCCACAGCAGCCGUCAUUCUACAAUUUCUCGAAAAACUUCUACCUCCAAAAGUCCUCAGAACCGAGAGCUUCUAUGUA